UUUUUUUCAACUUAAAUUGAUUCUGAUUUCAAAUGGAUGAUGAUAAUGUUAAAAAUCUUGUAAAACAAUUUCAAGCUGAACAACUUCCAUCUGAAAUUAUUAAUGUUUUGUCAAUUUUUUUCGAUAGUAGUGUUAGGUGUGAUGCUAAUCCGGAAUUAUCAAACACAACAAAUAAAAUUGAGCUUGAAUCCGAAAAACCGGCAAUAAAACAUGAAAUAAAAUUGCAAUCAAUUGUUGAUCAAACAUCAACAAUACCGGAAAAUUUUGAUAGUUGUACUGAAUUUUAUGAUGAAUAUUUUCGCAAUAAUAAUGGCUGUUGUUGUUCAAAACAAUGUUAUCGAAAAUUUUCAAAAUCAAUUGCAUUUAAAUCACAUUUAGAUGCUUUGGCAUUGGAUAAAUAUUGUCCCGAUCAUGUUAAUCAUCAACAUUUAUUGUUAUUAGGAGCAAUGAAUAGUCUUGUACAAAACAAUCAUCACCGUAAACGAAAACAUAAGACAAAUGUCGAUGAUACCGACGAUAUAUCCAGCGAUUCUCGAACACAUACCAAUUUUCAAUUUCGUGGACAAGAAGUAUGUCGAUCAUUUUUUCUCUAUGUUUUUGGCUGUGGUAAUAAACGAUUCAAAAAUAUAAUCAAACAUUUUAUAUCGAAUGGAAUCGAUUCACCACGACAUGAAUCUAUUUACAAUAAUUCCCAAAAUAAAAUUUCUAUGAAUCGUCGUCAACGAGAAGCAUUAAUAUUCAUACAGAAUUAUGGUCAACAAAAUUCACUUCAAAUAGCCGGUUGUUUUAGUUCAGAAUCAAAUUAUAAAGAUCUUUAUCUAUUACCAAAUAAUUCAAAUCAAUCUCGACGUCAUAUCUAUGAACAAUAUUCAAUGACAUGUUUAGAUCUAAAAGUCGAACCAUUAUCAUUUGCUUUAUGGCAAGAAUUAUGGAAUCUAUAUUAUCCUAAUAUUCAAACAUUUAAUGAUCGAUGUGAUCCAUGUUUUCAAUGCCGUCAAUAUCAACAACGAUUAAUACGUACCGAUUUACUUGAAUCAUCAAAACUUGAAUCAUUACAAAAAUAUCUUUCCCAUUUAAAUCAUAUUCAACCGGAAUUGAAUCAUUUUCAAUCAACAUUAAUCAAAUGUCAGACUGUUUAUGAUGAAUAUAUUCGAAUGCAAAAUGAUUUCAGUCAAAAUCUAAAAGAAUCAUUUCGAUCUACAUUGAAAUUGAUGCAUUAUACAUUCGGUUGGUUUACAACCAUAUCGUUACCAUUUGAUUCACAGAAUCCACGAAUCUAUUUCAAAAAUGGUUACAAAGUAGCAUUGUUUGGUAUUGUAGUUGAACCAUUACGAAAAUUUAUUCUAUACAUUGUACCGGAAUUUAUUUGUCAUCAAACGGAUAAUUUGAUAAAUAUUAGUUUAUCAUUGUUACAUCAUUUUUUCUCUACAUAUCGAUUUGGUGAACAUGAAUCUAUUGUUCAUUUAGCUAAUGGCCAGCUUAAUCAUUUAAAAAAUUCUUCAUUAUUAUCAUAUUUAAUGUGGCGAACAUUGAUUGGUAAGCAUGAUAAAUUUCAAAUAUCAUCAUUACCUAUUGGUCAUUCACAUUGUUGGAAUGAUUUAUUUAUGGGUGUUUUGAAGAAAAAAUUUCGUAGCUGUCGAAUAGAUUCAUUAACUAAAUUGAAAAUGUUGGCCGAUCGUUGCUGUUUGAGCGAACAAAAUAAUAUCGAUGAACAUCAUAUACAAACAUAUUUGGUCGGUAAUGAUUGUGGACAAAUCUUAUUAGAUCUUUAUGAUUGGAAAUCAAAAUUAUCUAUGAUACAGAAAAUUGAUCCAAACAUUUUAAACAAUAAUAAUCAUUUUGAAAUUGGAAUAGAUUUUCCUGGAUUUGUUUUAUGUCGAAAAACUAUUCAUUCGAAUGAAACAACCGUUUCUUAUCGUUUAGUAACGAAUGAAUGUCUAUCAUUAAUAACAGAUGAUCUACCAUCACGAUUAGAAUUACAAUCAUUAUCAUCGGAAAGACUUUCCUAUAUAUUCGAUGCUAUACGGCCAUUUGUUUCGAAUAAAGAUUCAAUCAUUUUAAAAAUGUAUCCGGAUGAUCGAACAUCUACAGAAGAUUUGAAUACAAAAUUUGCUGACGAUUCUCAACCACCACAAGUGGAUCAACAAUCAAGUAAAAAAAUUCGUUGUAGUUAUUGUAAACAAUUUGGACAUCGUGAAAUGGUAUUUGGCCGAAUUCGUUGUCCAAUCAAACGAAAUGAUUCAAAUCUUUUUAAUCGAGAACAACCACAUCAAGAUGACGCCACUGUUAUGCGUAUAAAUGAUUCUGCAAUGAUUGAAUCAUCAUCGAAUAAUGAAACUCUUACCGAUGAUCAAACACAACAAUUAUUGGCCAUAUUGGAAAUGAAUGAACAAAAUUUACAAAUUAAUGAUGAAGAUGAUAAUGAUUAGAAAUUGAACAUUAUGGCAAUCAUAUUGCAGAAGUUUUCAAUUUAGUCUAAUGGGUUAUGUUUGGGUGAAGUGAGAAAGACUUUAUUUGUGCGAUACCAGGUUC
Messenger RNA from Dermatophagoides pteronyssinus (European house dust mite), 2532 nucleotides. RefSeq lists its product as uncharacterized. Lineage: Eukaryota; Metazoa; Arthropoda; Arachnida; Sarcoptiformes; Pyroglyphidae. The record is from RefSeq and is a predicted model, not a curated record.